CCCGUGCCCCCCCAGGGCCGUCUGAGCCCCGCAGGGUCUCUGCACCCCGAGUUGAGGCCGCAGGACUCGCGGUUCGGCUCCGCCCUGGGCGCGGUGCCCGACCUGAGCCAGGACGGGCUGGCGGGGGUGGCCGUGGGUGCCCCACUCGAGGACGGGCACCGAGGGGCCCUCUACGUCUUCCACGGGGCUCCGGGCACCCUCGUGCCCCAGUACAAGCAGCGCAUCGAGGCGGCGGCGCUGGGAUGGAGCCUCCGGUACUUCGGGAUCAGCGUGGACGGGCGGAUGGACAUGGAUGGGGACGGGCUGGUGGACGUGGCCGUGGGGGCGCAGGGGGCGGCCGUGGUGCUGCGGUCCCGCCGGAUCGUCCGCGUGUCCGUGGGGGUGUCGGUGGAGCCGGGGGCCAUCAGCGUCACCCGCAGGAACUGCCAGCGCGGCGGCUCCGGCGCCGUUUGCCUUCGGGCCCGGAUCUGCUUCCGAGCCGGGAGCCGCGCCCGGAGCGCCGGGGACACCGAUGUGGAUCUCCGGUACAACGUGUCCCUGGAGGAGCAGAUCCCGGGAUCCCGCGCUGCCUUCGACUCGGGGUCCCGCCGGCUGCUGCAGCGCCGGCUCGAGCUCCAGCUGGGCAGGCAGAGCUGCAUCCGCGUCCCCUUCCACGUCCUGGAUACCUCGGAUUACCUGCGGCCCCUCGGCCUCAGCCUGGCCUGGGCCCUGGACAGAGCCACGGGGCCGGUGCUGGACGAGGCGUCUCCCACCACCCUCCGCAAACUGAUCCCGUUUUUCAAGGACUGUGGGGAGGACGACGAGUGCGUCACCGACCUGGUGCUCCGCGCCACGGCGGACAUUGCGGGCUCCAGGCAGAGCCCCCACGUCCUGCGGAAGGGCCGGAGGCGGAUGCUGGUGCGGGUGGAGCUGGAGAACCGGGAGGAGAACGCCUACAACGCCAGCCUGUGGCUGCAGCUGCCCGGCAACCUGCACUUCUCCAGCCUCGUGCUCCAGGAUCCCGGCUCGGUGAAGUUGGAGUGCUCGGCGCUGGGGGGGCACCGGCGGCGCUGCAGCGUCGGGUACCCCGUGUUCCGCUCGCAGGCCAAGGUGUCCUUCACCCUGGAGCUGGAGUUCAGCUGCUCCGUCCUCCUGGACCGUGCUGAGGUCACGCUCGAGGCCACCAGUGACAGCACCGAGGCCACACCAGAGGACAACCUGGCCCAGCUCUCCAUCCCCAUCCGCUAUGAGCCCGACCUGUUCCUGUCCAGUGACACCAACCUGCACCGCUACGAGGUCCAUCCCCUGGGCACCUUCGCCCCCGGCCCCGAGUUCACCACCACGGUCAAGGUGCAGAAUUUGGGGUGUUACCCCGUGCAGAACCUCACCCUGCACAUGGCCCUGCCCGCGCUGGGGCACGGCCGGGCCCCCAUCCUGUCCGUCACCCGCGUGCUGGCCGAGGACAACGCCACCUGCACGCUGCGCCCCCCCCCCGAGGGGACCCGGGUGGUGCCGGUGCCCCCCGAAGAUCUGCUGCGUGUGGACAGGCUGGAUUGUUCCAACACGUGGUGCCAGGAGCUGAGCUGCCGUCUCGGGGGGCUGGAGAGGGGCAGGGGGGUCUCUGUGCGCCUCCUGCGCACCCUCCACAACGGCUUCUUCAGCGGGGCGAAAUUCCGGAGCGUGCGGAUCGUGGGCAGCGCCUGGCUGGGGGUCUCGGGGGGGCUCUUGGUGCUGGGGGAGGGGGCACAGCGCAGGGAGCUGGUGCUGGAGGUGCUGCAGGGCCGGAGGGUGCCCGUGUCCCUCUGGAUCCUGGGGGGCAGCGCCCUGGGGGGGCUCCUGCUGCUGGCACUGCUCAGCCUCGGCCUCUGGAGGCUGGGAUUCUUCUCCCGCCCGAAGCCGCCCCAGGAGGAGGAGGAGGAGCAGCAGCAGCAGCAGCAGCAGCAGCACUGAGGCCCUUCCCGAUCCUUCAGGACAUUCCCAGGAUGCGUCCAGGGCCAUCCC
Molecule: messenger RNA, 1980 nt
Organism: Empidonax traillii (willow flycatcher)
Lineage: Eukaryota; Metazoa; Chordata; Aves; Passeriformes; Tyrannidae
Gene: ITGA10
Product: integrin subunit alpha 10
Exons: 17
Biological process (GO): integrin-mediated signaling pathway; cell adhesion mediated by integrin; cell-cell adhesion
Cellular component (GO): integrin complex; external side of plasma membrane
Molecular function (GO): integrin binding
Source: RefSeq, a predicted model, not a curated record